CGGUUGCUGGCUUUGCAGAUGCGUUGACACUUGCCGCGAGCAAAACUGCAACCAUGGGUCUAGCAGAGUUUUUCGGAUGCAGUUUGGUGGCUUUCGGCCCUUCGCUGUCCAUGUUCUGUGUCACGAUAGCAGCCUGUCCAAUCAGAGUUAUAAUUUUCAUUACAGCAGCGUUCUUCUGGCUGGUGUCGCUCCUCUUUUCCUCGAUAGUGUGGUGCUCGGUGUUGGAGAUUUUCCGGAUUCGAACAUCGGAAGAGAAAUCCAAUUUCGUCGUUUUCGGACUCCUUGUAGCUGUCGCUUUCCAAGAACUGUUCCGGUACCUAUUCUACGGGAUCCUCCGUAGGGCCGACAAUGGACUCAAGAAAAUGGUUGAAGUGGGAUCAACCGGGAGCGUGGUCUCCGACAGCCGGCAGCUCCUGGCCUACGUCGCAGGAUUAGGAUUCGGAACGAUGUCUGGCGGAUUCUCACUCCUGAACGUUCUGGCGGAAAUCGGCGGACCAGCCUCUGUGGGUUAUGGCGGGCAAAGCGAAUGGUUCGUGUUGGUUUCCUCGGUCACGACGUCACUGUUCGUAAUACUUAACACGUGCUGGGGGGUCAUCCUUUUCCAUGGAUACGAUACGCGUGAUCAUCGACUCAUCAUCGGCGCCAUCGCAUCUCACUUUGUUUGUUCAUUGAUGACGCUCUUCAACAAGAACGAGACGUACGUCGCGUCGCUUCUGCCCAUAUCCGUCAUGACCGUCGUCUGCGCUGGGCUAGCGUUCCAUCUCGCCGGCGGAAAAUACAGAAAGUUACACUUGAUGUUCAAGAGCCGCACUUCAUCAGUUUCGAGUAGCCAAUGAAUUCCAGGGUACUGCGAGGUUCGCUUCCGUCUUUACAAUCACCCAACCAAAAAUUUGAAGCAAACCCAGCUGUCAAAGUUUUGGUCCGAUGUCCAAUGAGCCUGACAAUGUAAAUAUUCUCACAGCGAAAUCGUCGGAGCGGGUUCCGCCGAUGCUGAAUUUGUAAAUUCAUGCACGAGUUGAAUAAAUAUUCAGUGAUGUCUCAGAUAUGAGCUCCG
Messenger RNA from Galendromus occidentalis (western predatory mite), 1054 nucleotides. RefSeq names its product gamma-secretase subunit Aph-1 (gene aph-1). The record is from RefSeq and is a predicted model, not a curated record. Gene Ontology annotation, cellular component: membrane. Gene Ontology annotation, biological process: protein processing; positive regulation of catalytic activity. NCBI's taxonomy places the organism in Eukaryota, Metazoa, Arthropoda, Arachnida, Mesostigmata, Phytoseiidae. The coding region runs from base 54 to 836 and encodes 260 amino acids. The transcript is spliced from 4 exons.